Molecule: messenger RNA, 657 nt
Organism: Filobasidium floriforme
Lineage: Eukaryota; Fungi; Basidiomycota; Tremellomycetes; Filobasidiales; Filobasidiaceae
Exons: 3
Coding region: 1-537 (178 amino acids)
Source: RefSeq, a predicted model, not a curated record
AUGAUUGGGCAAAUGGGAAGAUCUGAUCUUUCCUUGUUUCUACGAUUAUUCUUUGCCUCUUGCCCUCUCCUCUCUAUCUCUCAAUGUCUUGACCGGACGUCGCUCCAUGCCUCGACGUCGGAACGUCCCGCAUCCGCUUCGUUCCCGAUCGCCUAUCCCUCCGACCAGUUCAAGAGCUCCGGGGGACUAUACUUUCCCGGUCCAUGCCCCGUCAAGAUUCGACCUCGUCAAUCUCAACCUUACGAAGAAGCAGUACCAAGGCCGCUGGGGCUAGGGGCUGCGGGAGCCGGGGAGGGUCGCGGGAGCGGGAUCGAAGACAACAGCGAUGGAGGUGGUGAUCGAGGGUCAGGUCGAGGGGAUCAGAAUGACGAUGUGACCAAGGAGACGUGGAACGGGGAUGAAGACCGUCCGGCUGGCCAUGACAAGGAGGAAGAAGACGAUGAAGAGGGUCCGACUGCCUGUGACGAGACGGAAUAUCACGGACAUGCCGGGCGUUCCGGCGGAAACGCAGCCCAUCAUCUUAACGAUUGGCCCUAGGUCAACGCUAUGGCGGAAGUCAAGCCAAGUGGCGGGAACGUCGUGGAAAGAAUCGCCAGGGGCGAAGACGUACGUCGAAUUGUGAACUCGUGUCUGUACAACAGCUGACCGGCGUGCUAU